AUGGGUAGCUUUCAAAGACAAGGAAGAGUAAAAAGUGUGCCUAUUGAAAAUGAUAGUGUUGAUAAUGUGUCCAUUGAUGAUGAAGUUAAUAAUGAUGUUGGUAAUCUUGAGGAAGUUAAUGAUGAUGAUGAUGAUGACGACGAUGUUGAUUAUGAUAUAUUUGAUCCAAGAAAUUGGGAUCGUCUUCAACCUAAAAUGAUUGAUUUACUAGUUAUGAAAGGGCCUGAAAGAGAUAAUUCCAUUGUGAAGGGUACUAGAGAUAAUUGGAAUAGACGCUUUACGGCUAAUUUGUAUUCUAAAUCUUUAGCAAAUGGAGAGAAGGGACAAUUAGCAAAUGAGGGUAAUAGUGAUUGGUCACAUGUUGGUGCAAGAAUUAAAGAGCACGAGUUAGGCAUGGAACAUGUUAAGAAUAUGACCGUAUGA
Messenger RNA from Vicia villosa (hairy vetch), 423 nucleotides. RefSeq lists its product as uncharacterized. The record is from RefSeq and is a predicted model, not a curated record. Bases 1 to 423 code for a protein of 140 amino acids. The transcript is spliced from 3 exons. Lineage: Eukaryota; Viridiplantae; Streptophyta; Magnoliopsida; Fabales; Fabaceae.